Messenger RNA from Anopheles merus, 1148 nucleotides. Its product is annotated as ninjurin-2-like. Gene Ontology annotation, cellular component: membrane. NCBI's taxonomy places the organism in Eukaryota, Metazoa, Arthropoda, Insecta, Diptera, Culicidae. Gene Ontology annotation, biological process: cell adhesion; tissue regeneration. The transcript has 3 exons. The record is from RefSeq and is a predicted model, not a curated record. The coding region runs from base 141 to 602 and encodes 153 amino acids.
AAAACAACAUCAACGAAAACGUAUGACAUUAUCGUGCUGCGAUAAGAUUGCAUUGAAAAAGUUUAUUGAAAAUAUUUCACGAGAAUGCGUACCGUCAGUAGCUGAUGGAACAAUUACAGCAAUAGACGCUAGUUGUGAUCAUGGCAAACCAGAAGUUUGGCGAACAAUCGGGUAAGGCGCCGCAGGUUGAGCGGAAUGAAGACAGCCCCGACAUUUCGGCAAAGGAUAUAAUCCAAGGUAUCAAGGGACUCAACUUAAACAGCUAUGCUACGCGUAAAUCGAUUGCACAGGGCAUGCUCGAUCUUGCAUUGCUGACUGCCAAUGCAUCACAGCUGAAGUACAUUCUCACUGUUGGCGAGACGCAUCAAUUCUACCAUCUCCUGUUAGUGUUAAUCAUUGUGUCUAUUUCGCUACAGAUAUUCCAAGCCCUUCUCAUCAUCGUUCUGGCAGUUGUUUUUGAUAUCAACAAAGUGGAAGAGCAGAAACGUACUGAUAUCGUUAAUAAUAUUCUUAUUGCGUUUACAGUAAUCAGUGUCGUAGUGAAUGUUAUUAUCAGUGCCUUUGACAUGAAGUCACAAACAGACAUUCUGAAACAAAGCUGAUCAUGCUUGAAAGACCAUCAUUAACUCAAUUGAUUAUAAUCAUAAAUAAAACAACGAACAAAAGUGCUAUUUACCUCUUGUAAAACACAGUACUCAAUGAUCCUUAGAUACAUACUAUAAAUGUUUUCAAAAAAGUUGAUUUCGGUAUGAUUUGUGCACACACAAAAAUUGCAAUAUUCCUGAUCGUGUUGAGUCCAUUCCACGGUUUAUUGUCAUUGCAUUGUGAUUAGGAAACCCAUGAUAUAAUUCAAUAUAUAAUGGCAGGAAUCAUAUACUUCCUAGAAUAAAACGGUGCUGUGGCGGAUCGGCACUCUAUGACGCGGCACAUAAUUAUAGGACCUGUAAAGCAUACCGUUCUUCACGCUCAGUAAGCCACAAUUGAUCGAGUUAAUUAUUACAUUACUAGCUUAUAUAUUUAUAAGAUAUUUAUAUUUUUAACCAUAUUUCACAAUUUCAUCACAUGGGUUUCAUAAGUGCGGAUUAACGAGCGUCCCAAGUGCCACAGAUUAAGCUUAAACGACUGGAAAAUCGAAUAUCCAUAGAAAA